AUGGAUACCUCUUAUCAAUCAUCACCGCCCUCUUUCCCUCCCCGAAGGCCUGAUCUCAAGCGAAAGCUUGUAGUAGUGGGCGACGGUGGAUGUGGCAAAACAUGUCUUCUAAUUGUCUAUGCAGAAAAUCGAUUUCCAGAGGCGUACAUACCAACAGUGUUCGAGAAUUACGUGACGCAGGUGCAUUUCGAAGGAAAGGAAAUCGAAUUGGCGCUAUGGGAUACAGCGGGGCAAGAGGAGUAUGAUCGGUUGCGGCCACUCAGCUAUCCAGAAAGCAAUGUCAUACUCAUUGUUUUCUCUAUCGAUUUCCCAACAAGCCUAGGAAACGUCCUGGAUAAGUGGUAUCCAGAAGUGGCUCAUUUCUGCGAGGGAACACCUUUGAUUCUAGUCGGUACAAAGAUCGAUCUUCGCAAGGAUGAGCAGACAAAACGGAUGUUGGGCGCCCAAGGCCAGACACCUGUCAGCUGGGAGCAGGGAUCCAGCGUGGCGAAAGAGAUCGGCGCAAAAUACAUAGAAUGCUCCGCGAAAACGGGAACUGGCGUCCACGAUGUAUUCAAUCUGGCUUUGAAAGAAAGCAUGAAGGGGAGAUGGGGGAAGAUUGUACGAGAACGGCGAUGUGUUGUGACAUAA
This is a messenger RNA of Desarmillaria tabescens, 630 nucleotides long. RefSeq names its product P-loop containing nucleoside triphosphate hydrolase protein. Gene Ontology annotation, molecular function: protein kinase binding; GTP binding; GTPase activity. The record is from RefSeq and is a predicted model, not a curated record. Gene Ontology annotation, cellular component: cytosol. Bases 1 to 630 code for a protein of 209 amino acids. The transcript has 4 exons. NCBI's taxonomy places the organism in Eukaryota, Fungi, Basidiomycota, Agaricomycetes, Agaricales, Physalacriaceae. Gene Ontology annotation, biological process: small GTPase-mediated signal transduction.